AUGUGUGGUGAAACUGGAGGCAAAGUGCCUCUCAGUUUAGAAGAGAAAAAAAAUUUAAUUACUAGAAAUCUUCAAGAAGUAUUAGGAGAAGAAAAAAUGUUAGAAAUUUUAAAAACGAGAGAAUUGAAAAUAUAUUGGGGAACUGCUACGACAGGAAAACCUCACAUUGCAUAUUUUGUACCCAUGUCUAAAAUUGCAGAUUUUCUAAAAGCAGGAUGUGAGGUAACUAUUCUAUUUGCUGACCUUCAUGCAUAUUUGGACAAUAUGAAAGCACCAUGGGAGUUAUUAAGUCUCAGAACAACAUAUUAUCAACAAAUCAUUACAGAAAUGCUUAAAUCUAUUAAUGUUCCCACUGAAAAGCUUAAAUUUGUUAGAGGAUCAGACUAUCAGCUUAGCAAAGAAUACACUCUUGAUGUUUAUAAAUUAUCUACCUUAAUAACGGAGCAUGAUGCUAAAAAAGCUGGAGCUGAAGUUGUGAAACAAGUCGAACAUCCAUUACUAUCUGGUUUGCUUUAUCCCGGACUCCAGGCUUUAGAUGAAGAAUAUCUUAAAAUAGAUGCUCAAUUUGGUGGCGUCGAUCAAAGGAAAAUUUUUACUCUAGCUGAAAAAUAUUUGCCUCAAUUAGGAUAUACCAAAAGGGUGCAUCUAAUGAAUUGCAUGGUGCCAGGAUUAACUGGAGCCAAAAUGUCUUCGUCGGAAGAAGAUAGUAAAAUAGAUUUGCUGGAUUCUCCGGAAGCUGUAAAAAAAAAAUUAAAAAAAGCUUUUUGCGAGCCUGGAAAUAUUGAGGAUAAUGGCGUUCUAGCUUUUGUCAAACAUGUUAUUUUUCCAAUAUUUAUUCAAGAUGGUAAAUUUGUUGUUAAAAGAUCUGAAGAACAUGGUGGAAAUAUGGAAUUUGGGUCUUUUGAAGCUAUACAAGAAGCAUUCGCUUCAUUGCAACUUCAUCCCGGUGAUUUGAAACUAGCUGUGGAAGGUUACAUUAAUCAACUGUUAGCCCCUAUAAGAAAAGCUUUCGAUACACCUGAAUUAAAAAAAUUGACAAACUCUGCUUAUCCAGCACCUACCAAAAAUAAAAGCAACAAACAACCAGCUGUCGAAGAAUUAACUCCUGCAAGAUUAGAUAUUAGAGUUGGAAAAAUUGUAGAAGUUUCAAAGCAUCCAGAUGCUGAUUCUUUAUACGUUGAAAAAAUAGAUGUGGGAGAUGAUGAGCCUAGAACUGUUGUAAGUGGACUCGUUAAUUAUAUAUCCAUAGAAGAACUGAAAAAUAAAUUAGUUGUCGUACUUUGUAAUUUAAAACCUGUUAAAAUGAGAGGAAUCGAAUCAUGUGGUAUGGUUUUGUGUGCGUCCAAAGAUGAACCUAAAGAAGUUGAAAUUUUGACUCCUCCUGAAGGUAGCCAAGGUGGCGAUAAAAUUUUUGUCGAUGGAUUUACAAACGGAACUCCAGAUGAUGUAUUAAAUCCCAAAAAAAAAAUAUGGGAAAAGCUUCAGGAAGACUUGAAAACGAAUUCAGUUUGCGAAGCAUGUUGGAAAGACAAUCAAUUGUUAACCAAAAAUGGAGUUAUCAAAUGCAAAACAUUGAAAAAUACAUUUAUUAAAUAA
Messenger RNA from Pediculus humanus corporis (human body louse), 1596 nucleotides. Its product is annotated as tyrosyl-tRNA synthetase, cytoplasmic, putative. The record is from RefSeq and is a predicted model, not a curated record. NCBI's taxonomy places the organism in Eukaryota, Metazoa, Arthropoda, Insecta, Psocodea, Pediculidae. Gene Ontology annotation, biological process: tyrosyl-tRNA aminoacylation. The coding region runs from base 1 to 1596 and encodes 531 amino acids. The transcript has 5 exons. Gene Ontology annotation, molecular function: tRNA binding; tyrosine-tRNA ligase activity; ATP binding.